Physcomitrium patens is the source of this 2117-nucleotide messenger RNA. RefSeq lists its product as uncharacterized. Gene Ontology annotation, molecular function: acid phosphatase activity; inositol phosphate phosphatase activity. NCBI's taxonomy places the organism in Eukaryota, Viridiplantae, Streptophyta, Bryopsida, Funariales, Funariaceae. The record is from RefSeq and is a predicted model, not a curated record.
GUCGAAACUGCACAAUGACGGGGUUGCGUUGGAGAUGGAGACGGAGUGUGUGACGUGUUGGAGGAAGUGGGGUUCCAUGUGGCGCUGUGUAAGUGUUGGUGACACCUCUCUCGUUGGUUGCGAUGGAACAACGAGCAAAGACGACGACGACGAAGAAGAAGGAGAAGAAGCAGAAAAUGAAGACGAAGAAGAUGAUGAAGAUGGAGUAGCAGCGGUGUUUUUGUGUAGGAUUUGAAGGCAGUUUUGCAUUAAAACCCAAGUUUCUGUUAUUUCUGUUAUAGAGCAGGGAUUUGUGAGGCUUUGUGGGGUGGGGAGUGAGUGGAGGCGAAGAGCAGGGAGGAGGAAUGGCGAAGCGAAGAUUUGAACUGGGUUUGUGGGUGGGUUUGAUAUUGCUGGUGGAUUUUGUUUGUGGGACUGUGGCGCUGGCGAAGUUCGAUGUGAGGCAACAUAUCUCCAGUACCACCAGUUAUGAAGCUGGGAGAAGGAUCGAGUAUGGGAAUGAGAUUGUGAGCUCACCGGAGGGUUGUGUCCCCGUUCAUAUCAAUCUCGUGGCAAGACAUGGAGUACGCAGACCUACCGAGAAGAGGAUCAAGGAGUUGGAAGGUUUUGCAGACAGGCUUCGUGUUUUAUCUGCGGAGGCAGCUAAAAAUCAAAAUGAAACUACGUCCCUACCGCCUGCGUGGAUCAAAGAAUGGAAGUCCCCAUGGUCGGACAAGCAGAUUGGAGGGGAAUUGUUGCCGAAAGGUGAGGAGGAGCUCUAUGACUUGGCGUUGCGUUACAAGUCCAAGUAUCCGGAGAUAUUCUCGGAGCAGUACCACCCCGAUGUAUAUCCAAUAAUUGCUACUCAGGUCGGCAGAUCCUCAGCAAGUUCCGUGGCUUUUGGAAUGGGAAUGUUUGCUGGUCAGGGGACGCUAGGUGCAGGGAAGCAGCGUGCUUUCUCUGUUAUUACUGAAAGCAAGGGGCACGACGUUCAUCUUCGCUUCCACGACACAUGUAUGGCUUACAAGGAAUCAAAGAAAUUGCGGAAGCCCAAAGUAGCUGGUUGGCAAGCGGGAGUAUACGAUCUUGUUGCUAAAUCAGUGCAGGGUCGGUAUAGUUUGGCGGUCAACAACAGUGACGUGGCCACUCUUUGGUUAUUAUGUAAAAAUGAAGCUUCUCUUUUGGAUAUCGUUGAUCAGGCUUGUGGAAUGUUCACAACUGAAGAGAUAGAGUGGCUUGAGUGGGCCGACGACCUAGGGACUCAUCACUUGAAAGGUUAUGGAGAUACGUUGAACUACCGUAUGGGCGUUCCUUUGUUAAAUGACGUGGUGAAAACAAUGGAUCGUGUUAUAGCAGAUGCUCAAUCCAAGAAGACAACGGAGAAAGCCAGGUUGCGUUUUGCGCAUGCAGAGACAGUUAUACCGUUUAGUUGUCUUCUUGGCUUGUUUCUAGAAGGCACUGAUAUAAAGUCGAUUCAAAGUGAAGAACCGUUGAAAGCUCCUCCUAGACCUCCACAUCAGCGCACAUGGCGUGGUGCUCUUGUGACGCCCUUUGCAGCAAACACAGCUUUGGUUCUUCACAAGUGUUCUACGGAUAAUGGGGCUGGAAUGAAAUACUUUGUGCAGGCUUUGCAUAAUGAAAGGCCCGUGAUCAUGCCUGCAUGCAAUGGUACACAUUUCUGCCCAAUUGAAACCUUUAAGGAACAUGUGGUUGCGCCACAUACGAAGCGGAGCUAUGAAUCACUGUGCAAGAUGGAGGUGGUCCACGAGCCAGUUCAUGACACAUUUUUGUCGAAGUUCUUCUACAUUCCGUCGCACUUGUUUCGGUGGCUUUUCCGUUCAGCUCCUGCUCAAGGGGAUUGUCAUACAGAUCUGUAAGCAGAAAUUUUGUCCGAGUUCAGUGCACUUCUACACCAGGACAAACUUUGAUUAUGGAUUAGAAUUUGGUAGCAGACACAAGGUUGUAUUAUCAUCGUGGUGACGUAGAUAUGCAUUCUAUGAUUCUAUUGGUACAAUGUGUAAAUUUUGAUCAAUCAAUUUGCAGUUUGGUAUUUGGUGGGGGUGUGGUUGUGCUAGCUGUUGGUGCUAGUUUUCAUUGAAAAAAUUGCAUCUCCUGCAGUACUUGUUUAUGAAAUCAAA